Molecule: messenger RNA, 7094 nt
Organism: Mirounga angustirostris (Northern elephant seal)
Lineage: Eukaryota; Metazoa; Chordata; Mammalia; Carnivora; Phocidae
Gene: GPR89A
Product: G protein-coupled receptor 89A
Exons: 14
Coding region: 185-1552 (455 amino acids)
Biological process (GO): intracellular pH reduction
Cellular component (GO): Golgi cisterna membrane
Molecular function (GO): voltage-gated monoatomic anion channel activity
Source: RefSeq, a predicted model, not a curated record
GAAGCACUAGAUAUUGCCGCGGAUUGGCUGACUGGGGCGCAGCUUAAUGGCGUCGGGCUGGCUAGCCGCGGUCCCGGCGGCGGCCCCUGGGCGAAGGCCGCCUUUGUGAAAGGGCCUCUGGCCCGAGCUUGCUGUGGCAACAGGGAGUGGAAAUUGGAGGCAGGAGCCUUCCUUGCACUGCGCCAUGAGUUUCUUGAUCGACUCCAGCAUCAUGAUUACCUCUCAGAUACUUUUCUUUGGAUUUGGGUGGCUUUUCUUCAUGCGCCAACUGUUUAAGGACUAUGAGGUACGUCAGUACGUGGUACAGGUGAUCUUCUCUGUGACUUUUGCGUUCUCUUGCACCAUGUUUGAGCUCAUCAUCUUUGAAAUCUUAAAAGUAUUGAACAGCAGUUCCCGUUAUUUUCACUGGAAAAUGAACCUGUGUGUAAUCCUUCUGAUCCUGGUUUUCAUGGUGCCUUUUUACAUUGGCUAUUUUAUUGUAAGCAACAUCCGACUAUUGCAUAAACAGCGUCUGCUCUUCUCCUGUCUCCUAUGGUUGACCUUCAUGUACUUCUUCUGGAAACUAGGAGAUCCAUUUCCCAUUCUCAGCCCAAAACAUGGGAUUUUGUCCAUAGAACAGCUCAUCAGCCGGGUAGGUGUGAUUGGUGUGACUCUCAUGGCUCUUCUUUCUGGAUUUGGUGCUGUCAACUGCCCAUACACUUACAUGUCCUACUUCCUCAGAAAUGUGACUGAUGCAGAUAUCCUAGCCCUGGAACGGCGACUGCUUCAAACCAUGGAUAUGAUCAUCAGCAAAAAGAAAAGGAUGGCGAUGACACGGAGAACUAUGUUCCAGAAGGGGGAGGUGCAUAACAAACCGUCAGGAUUCUGGGGAAUGAUAAAAAGUGUUACCACUUCAGCACCAGGAAGUGAAAAUCUUACUCUUAUUCAACAGGAAGUGGAUGCUUUGGAAGAACUAAGCAGGCAGCUUUUUCUGGAAACAGCUGAUCUAUAUGCUACCAAGGAGAGAAUAGAAUACUCAAAAACUUUCAAGGGGAAAUACUUUAAUUUUCUGGGUUACUUUUUCUCUAUUUACUGUGUUUGGAAAAUUUUCAUGGCAACCAUCAAUAUCGUUUUUGACCGAGUUGGGAAAACUGAUCCUGUCACAAGAGGCAUCGAGAUCACUGUGAAUUAUCUGGGGAUCCAAUUUGAUGUAAAGUUCUGGUCUCAGCACAUUUCCUUCAUUCUGGUUGGAAUAAUCAUCGUCACAUCUAUCAGAGGAUUACUGAUCACUCUUACAAAGUUCUUUUAUGCCAUCUCCAGCAGUAAGUCCUCCAAUGUCAUUGUCCUGCUAUUAGCACAGAUAAUGGGCAUGUACUUUGUCUCCUCUGUGCUACUGAUUCGAAUGAGCAUGCCUCUAGAGUACCGCACCAUAAUCACCGAAGUGCUUGGAGAGCUACAGUUCAACUUCUAUCACCGUUGGUUUGACGUGAUCUUCCUGGUCAGUGCUCUCUCCAGCAUCCUGUUCCUCUAUUUGGCUCACAAACAGGCACCAGAGAAGCAUAUGGCACCUUGAACUCACACCUGUUACAGACUGCUGCAGGCCAGUGGUGUCAGAAUUUGGAUAUAAGAGAUAAAAUGGAGGGGACCAGGGCCUCGUGUUUUUUAAACAAUCAAAAUGCUGAGGUAGCAUGUUCUGCCUUCAGCGUAUGCCUCCCUCCUCUGGAUACUGUGAUCAUGAGUAGCAUUAGCUAGAACAUGGGAACGUGAAGUAAACUUAAGCUAGCACUCAGCUGAGAGCAUCCCAUGUGGGUUUGAGGCUGGUGGGAAAGGGGGUGGAAAAGAGCCAAGAAACUAGGUGGGGGGAAUACACUGGAACUCUGCAGGUAAGGGGAAGUCUCAGGGAGCUGGGCCGAACACCUGGAAUUUCUGCUCAAGGCUCACACGGAGGAGGUUAUGGCUUUCCCUUAAGAUUGACUGUCAUUAAAAUCAGAUUGCAACCCUUUGGCCUUAGCUUCAUUUUCUCAAGGACAGCUUGGUGUAGUGUGCUUGUGCAAUCUAACACAAGUUGGCAUCCUCCUGCCAACCCCUGCCCCAUUAAAAUAACCAACAGGUUCUCUCUUCUUGUCUGGGGACAGGACGGUGUGCUACUGAAAUAGAUUCUGCCAAGAGUGUUCAGGUAUAUCAUUUUUAUUGAUUUCCUUUUAAUUAAGUUAGUAGUAUUUGAGAGUGAAUUACUGUACAUUCAAUUUGGUGAUGAUGUCUCAUUUUUUUCUUUCCAUCUGCCCCUCAUGCUGUGUGGUAAAACAAUGAAUAACUGUUAACUAGAAUAAGUCAUUUUCCUAUGCUAGCCCCUACUUUCUCCAUCUGUGAAAGGAAAAUGCUGGAAAGGUUACAGAACAUUGAGAAAUGCAAUUUAAGGAAAUCCUGAGUUUUAUCACCAGUAAGUCUCUAAGAUCUUAUUCUGAAUUUUAUUGUUUUGGGUUUCUAGAGGCAAAAUGAAGGUUACAGCAUAAAAGCAAGUUUACCAAAAACAAAAGCACUCUUGAGGUUUUAUCAACUAACCGGGAAGAUUCAAGUAUACUCUAAAGGCAUUCUUAAUGGCAUCUAUUUUAGCAACCACAACAUUCUUACAAAAGCAUAAUUUUAAUAGGCUCAUCUGCUCAGAUACUUUAUAGCAGCUCUCACAUAUACAGAUUUACAAAUCAUCUUUAAUGCUCAAGGAGCCUAUAGAAUUAAGAGAUAUCGUCAUAGAGAAAUGUAGUGAAGUUGAAGCUUGAAAGAAAUCACGUGAAAAGAAUGUGGUUCCCGCCUUAAGUUGGCCAUAAAUAAGCCAUCUAUUGCAGUAGUCACCCCCAAGGCAAAUGACAACAGAAGACAGUCCCCCAUGAUGAACUGGUUGCCAGAGGAGUUCCUCUCUACCAGAGACAGUGAAUGGGUGGCAGCUCAUUCUUCGGGAAAGGAUCCCUACUCAACACCCAGAAACAGCUGUCAGCCAACGCCGUUAGUUGCUCUCAUCACAUCUCUGUAUCUUCAGAAUUGGAAGAAGAAUGUGAGGCUGUACUGUACGCCUACGCAAAAGAGAACAAAAGGUCCGUAAGUGCCAGAGUGUGAAUGUCAGCAGCUGCAUGACUGCAGGCAGGGAGUAGAGUCACUCACUAGAAGCCAGGUAACCUGAAUUGUGCAGUUGGCUUUGUUUCGCCUGCCGUUUGACACUAACAAAUUUCUUAAUAUCUGUAGAUCUUUUCUAUAAAGCUAGCAUAUGCCUAUAAUUGACUUGCUAUAGAAAUAUAAAAUUUUUUAAAGACAAGUAGACGCUUUCUUUGCUAAGCAAUCAAGAAUGCAAGGUCAGUGGCUACUGUGUGUGCUGUGGUCUGAAUGUUUGUAUUUCCCCAAAAUUCAUAUAUUGAAAUACUAAUCCUAAGGUCAGGUGAUGAUAUUAGGAGGUAGGAACCUUUGGGAGGUGAUUAGGUCAUGAGGGCAGAGCCCUCGUGAUUGGGAUUAAGGCCUUAUGAAAGAGCCCCCCACCCCCACCCCGAGCUCCCUAUCCCCUUCUACCAUGUGAGGACAUAGCAGGAAAUUGGCCAACUACAGCCUGGAAGAGGGCCUUCCCCAGACACCAAAUCUGUCCUUCAGAACUGUGAGAAAUAAAUGUGUGUUGUUUAUAAGCCACCCAGUCUAUGGUCUUUUAUUAUAGCACCCCAAACUACGUGUGUCUUCAUUAACAAACAGUAUUUAAUUUAUAUGACCAGUCUGUAAAAUUAAUGUAAAUGGAGUAGAAUUAAAUGUAAUGGAAAGAAGAAUGAUAUAAAACUUUUAGAGUCUUGGCUUUGCCAUACAUUUCCUCUGUGAACUUGGACAAAAAUAUAAAAGACUUAUCGAGGAUUUUAAUCCAAAUACAGAGUAAUGCUUAUUCCUCCCUAUUAAUAAAACACAAAUACCUGCCAAUUAUCUUAAAAACAAUGUCUCUAACCACCACCAUUCAUUUUAUGCUUAGCAUUAUUAACCAGGCACUGUUUGAAGCACUUUGAUAGUCUUAGUUAAUAGGAAACAAACUGCGGGUUGCUGGAGGGGAGGUGGGUAGGGGGAUGGGGUAACUGGGUGAUGCACAUUAGGGAAGGCACUCAAUGUAAUGAGCACUGGGUGUUAUAUGCAACUGAUGAAUCACUAAACUCUACCUCUGAAACUAAUAAUAUACUAUAUGUUAAUUGAUUUUAAAUAAAAGAAUCAGUAAUUUGUAAAAAGUCUUAGUUUAUAAUAAUAAUAAUACUACAAAUUAUCCUUGGUUUACAGGUGGGGAAAGUGAGGCAGAGAAUGAAUAAAUCCAUUUGCCCAAGACUGUUAAGUGGCAGAACCAGAAUUUGUACAUAGUCUGAUUCAGGUUCUUCUGAUGGUUCCAUUAUAAUUUUGAUAAACUUUUAUUUCUUGAUUUGACAGUUACCGUCAACUCCAUGCCAUGAAAAAGCAGCUUGUCCUCCUACCACUUCUCCACCAAAAUAAUUUGACUUGCUUUUUACCUUUGUAAUUUCCUAGUAUUCUAGGAAAUCUGUGGUAAACAGAGACCUGAAGUGUGCUUAUUAAGGAUUUUAUCAUACCCUGAUAGGUUAGAUCACUAAAAGAAGUCUAUCACCACUCACUCGUUCUUUUGCUGUGUGUGAGUCGUGCUCUGGUUCUGCCAGUGUCUCUUCUUUGGAAUCAGUGGGGGCAUCCAGUGGAUCAGCCAUGGAGGAAACAAUAGGGAUUUUCUUAGCCUGGAAAUAAUCAUAGGCUUUCUUUCCACAGACUAAGAGUGUGACAUUCUCCCCACUGCUCUGGAUUCUGUCUACCAACUUCUCAUAGGGUUCAUCCACCACGUUCACUCCAUUCACUUCGAUGAUGAUAUCUUCAUCCUCCAGCCCUGCCAGCUCGGCAGGGCUGCCCUUCAGUACCUAUAAAAAGAAGGUCUGAAUUACCACUUCCAAACACGGAUAAAGGAAUGUUAGAUUAGCUUCCCUUCGGAGGAGAGAGGAGUCUGAAAAUGUGUUCUUAAUCACAUUCUUUCUCCCUGAGGUACAGAAGAAAGGUGCUCUAAUGCUUUUCUGCUUCAGAAAGUUCCAACAACCGUACUCAAAUGAGUACCAUGGGAAGAGGGCUCCAAGAUGACAGCACAAGAAGACUCUGAGCUCACCUCCUCCCACAGACACCAAAUCUACACCUACAUAAAGAGCAAUUCCUCCUGAAGACCUGAGGGCUGAUUGAGCAGCGUCUGCACAAAAAAAGGAGAGACCACAUAGAGAACAGCAGGAGAUGGAGACACAGUAAUGAUGAGACCCCCACCCCUGCCACUACAAACUGCAGUAGGGAGGGAUAGCACUGAGGAGUCUGCACAGAUUCCCCAGACCUGGGGCCCAGGAAAAAAAUAGCAGUUUAAAGAGCAGCUAGACUCUGAAGGGAACCAAUUUACUAACCACAGAGCAUCCAGCAAAUGGUAGGGAAACUGCUGAAACUCUCAGGGUCACGCGUCUAGCAAGUACCACUGUUGACAUUCCCUCUCCAGCUUGAUAGUGCAAAACGGGCCCAGGGUCCAGGUGUUCUAGCCAUCCUGCCGCCUCAGCAAACCCAGGGACCCUAGCCCACACCAGCUGCAGGUGGGCACUGUCUGGCCCACACCAGGACCCCCUCAGCUGUCUCACCAAAGUAGUCAUGGCAUAGGCGCCCCAAGAUCACUCCAGCCAAUGCCUGCUUCAGCCAUGCCACCAGAGCUAGCUCCACCCAAAGCCACUAGGUACAUGCAGUCUACACUGGGGACAUUUCUACACAAGAUCACUCCUUUAAGACAGGGAGAGGUAGCUGUUUUGUCUGAUUCAUAGAGACAAACACCAGAAGUGAAACAAAAUGAGACAGGAAUAUGCUCCAAAUGAAAGAAUAAGAUAAAACUUAAGAACUGAACAAAAUGGAGAUAAGCAAUCAACCUGAGAAAGAGUUCAGAGUAAUGGUCCUAAAGAUGCUCACCAGAUGAGAGAAAAUUAAAUGAAUGCAGUGAGAACUUAAAGAAAUAGAAAAUAUAUUCUUUAUCUCUAACUGGGUUUUAUAGUAACUGAAAUUUUAAAAUACCCUAGAGGGAAUCAACAGAUGAUAUAGAACAGAUCAGUGAUCUGGAAAGACAGGUAAGCACCCAAGCUGAAUAACAAAAAGAAAAAAAAUUUUAAUUGAAAUAAGGUUAAAGAGUCUCUGGGACAACAUCAGAGUGUGGUAACAUUCGUGAUAUAAGGAUCCCAGAAGGAGAAGAGAGAAAAGGACGGAAAGCUUAUUUGAAGAAAUAAUAACUGAAAUAACUGAAAACUUCCCUAACCUGGAGAAGGAGACAGACUUCCAGGAGAACCCCAAGCAAGAUGAACCUAAGGAGGAACAACAAAACCCAUAAUAAUUAAAAUGUCAAAGAUUAAAGAUAAAAAGCAGCAAGAGAAAUGCAACUAGCUACAUACGAGGGAAAUCUCAUAAAGGCUAUCAGCCGAUUUUUCAGUAGAAACUUUGAAAUUAUAUAUAUAAUCCCACUCCCCCUCUGGCCUGCAAAGGGCUGAAAGGACAAAAACCUACAUGCAAGGAUGUUCUACCCAGCAAGAUUAUUUUCAGAAUUGAAGGAGAGAGAAGUCACAACCCCUAAAUCAGCCUUAUAAGAAAUGUUGAAGGGCCUCUCCAGGCUGGAAAGAAAAGGCCAUAACUAGAAGAAAAUUAUGAAAGGAAAAAAUUUCACCAAUAAAAGCAAACAUAUAGUAAAGGUAGUAGCUUAGUCACUUAAAGGUUGAAACAUGAAAGUAGUAAAACCAAUUAUAUCUUUAAAAAAAAGAUUUACAAAAUAAAAAGAUAUAAGACAUGCACUAAGUGUGGAGGGGAAGGAAUAAAAAUGUAGUGCUUUAGAAUGUAUUUGAAUUUGGGAUGCCUAGGUGUCUCAGGCAGUUAAGCAUCUGACUCUUGAUUUCGGCUUAGGUCAUGAUCUCAGGAUUGUGAGAUCAAGCCCCCUGCAUCGGGUUCCACACAGGGCGUGGAUCCUACUUAGGAUUCUCUCUUUCCCUCUGGCCUCCCUCCCCAACACUCGUUUGUGCUCUCUCUCUCUUUAAAAAAAAAAAAAAAAAAACGGG